Molecule: messenger RNA, 2355 nt
Organism: Harpegnathos saltator (Jerdon's jumping ant)
Lineage: Eukaryota; Metazoa; Arthropoda; Insecta; Hymenoptera; Formicidae
Product: synaptic vesicle glycoprotein 2B
Exons: 12
Coding region: 751-2220 (489 amino acids)
Biological process (GO): transmembrane transport
Cellular component (GO): membrane
Molecular function (GO): transmembrane transporter activity
Source: RefSeq, a predicted model, not a curated record
GAAGAUUUUUCGAUUCUCCUUUUAUCACUUACUAAUAUGAGCUAUUUUCGCUAUUGUCGCAUAAAAUGACCCAUGUAAUCGCGAAUAUUUAGCGGGGCUUUAUCAGUGCGAGCUUUAAACGCGAUGUGCUGCGGCGCGGCGAGACGCACGUGUAGCAAUGCGUCGUCGCAAUGCCUUCCUCUACGCUAUGUGCAAGCAAUAGUUGCUAAAAUAGUUGCUAGACUGCACAACUGGGCCCGGACUGCACUAUUGCCCGGAAACGGCUCAGACGCUGCUCCCCUACCGUCUCGGUGCCGGCGCGCUCAUUCUCAUCCGACUUGUAUAAUUAAUAACUCGAUCAUUAAUAUAAAUAUCGCGCAAAACAAUACGGGACUUUUUUUGCUCGCUUCAAUCACCGUUCCACACUCCCACAAACUCGGUCAGAAAUUUGCAAAUUUCCAAGACACAAGCCGAAGUUUAUUCUCCGUGACUCUAAUUUAGUCCUGAAUCCGAUGACCUGACUCUGAACCAAACCGAACUUGACGAAAUUAAUCUCGGAUUAAAAAAAUAUACGUUUCAAGUAAACGAUAAGAAGCGACGGUGAUAAUUUGUUUGUGAAAUUACGACGUGGACGUAAAAUCCGGGCACGAGGAUCCGGGUCGGGCGGAUUUUGAACGGGCGAUCGUAUCAGCGGGCUAUGGAAAAUUCAACUAUCUGCUGUUAUUGGCGGUACUGCCAGCCUGUUUCUCCAGUAUCUUUUCGUCGUCGUCAAUGUCAUACGUGCUACCAUCCGCCGAAUGCGAUCUCGGCUUGACAAUGUUCGACAAGGGGCUGCUGAACUCGAUGGUGUUUGCAGGUAUGAUCUGCACGGCAUUUUUCUGGGGUUGCAUGACCGAUAUAUUCGGCCGUAAGAAAAUCAUGUUCUACGGUUACUUGGUGACCGGUCUACUAAGUUUGGCGACAUCUUUUUCGUACACCUUUUGGAUUUUAUUAGUAUGCAAAUUUUUCGACGGCGUGAUCAUGUCCGGUCCAUACGCAGCGCUCAUGUCGUACUUGGCGGAGACACACGGCGAUGUACAUCGAUCGCGCUCGUAUAUGUGGCUCGGUGUGUUUUUCUCGCUCGGAAAUAUUUCCUUGCCAUGUAUAGCGUGGUUCGUGAUACCUCAAACGUGGGAUUUUACGCUUCUAAAUGGAACGAUGAAGAUCCAUUCUUGGAGAGUGUUUUUGGCAAUCUGCUCGUUACCCGAGUUUCUAGCGUGCAUCGCUCUGUUUGCCUUUCCGGAGAGCCCGCGUUUUCUCAUUCUGAAAGGUCGACACGACGAGGCGUUGGACGUUUUCAAGAAAAUCUACUCGCUCAAUACCGGCAAGGACCCUGACACAUAUCCGAUAAAAACUCUCGAGGAUGAAUAUUCGAUUGAAGGAGUCAAAUCUUCCGGAGAACGUUUGCAGGAUAAAGCGUACACCUGCUGGAAGCAAAUCAAGCCUUUGUUUUUGCCACCCAACAUCUUCAAGCUGAUAGCCAUAUCGAUGAUACAGUUCGGCGCAACGACAGGGUCAAACUCGCUGCGACUUUGGAUGCCGCAGCUGUUCGCCAUGAUCGAGAGCUACAAGAAUACCGUCGAGAGAGAUGCGUUAGGCCAUGCGUUAGGCUUGCAGCCGUCCUUUUGCUACAUGUUAGGUAAAGAAAAGUCGCAGCACAAUUCUACUCGAUACGUCAACGAGACGAUGGACAACGUCGCGGCUGCCUGUGUGUCGCCAUACUUGAAUUCUCGAGUUUUUGUCAACUCCAUCGUAAUUGCCGUUACAGGUGUUGUCGGUUAUACCUUGGCCGGUUCCCUCAUCACAGUGGUCGGAAAGAAGAAAUUAAUGGCAAUUUGCUUCAUCGUCGCCGCUGCCUGUUGCGGCUCGCUCUAUUGGGCUAAUGAUACCAAUGGCGUCCUCGUUUUGUCCUCGGUGUUUGUCGCGAUGUCGAGCAUAGGCGGAGCGACCGUUAUCAACGUUAUCGUCGACAAUUUCCCCACAUGUUUAAGAACUAUGGCGGUCAGUAUAACCAUGAUGAUGGGAAGAAUCGGCGCGGUGAUAGGCAAUUUAUUGUUCCCCGUUUUAUUUGAUUUAUCAUGCCUAGGACCCUUCGUCAUGAUUGGCACGGCUUCUUUAAUAUGUGCGCUUUUGAUUGCUGUAUUACCAAGGAAACGAAAACAGCUCACAACGACCGAAUAUGUACCGAAGGACAUGGUUUGACGCACGCUGCUCACCUGAUGUUUCGCAUCUGAUGAAAAGACCGACUUGUGCUGUUACACAUCGCUGUUACAGCUGCAGUUGCUCGCAAUUUUUUCUCCAUUGUGUAAAUACACGUUGUGUUCAUACAGUGCCUUA